UUCUAACAUGAGUUACGAUCCAGAAAAAUCAGUUGGUGCUUCAGCUGAUUUAAAAAAGAAAUCUAGUUACGACUCUUUUGAAAAAUCUUUGGAAGAUAAUUCCAAUUCUGCAGCCGAAGUUUCUAAUGAGAAAUUAAACUUUAUUGAUAGAUGGGCCGGUAAGUUGAAUGCUGAAACCAAGGGUAUUGAGUUGAUUACCGAUGAGGAGAAAACCGAAUCGUCGGUUUUGAAUGCUGCUACUAUGUGGUUGUCAGCUAAUUUGGUUAUUGCAACUUUUUCCUUGGGUGCCUUGGGUAUCACGGUAUUUGCUUUGAGUUUCUGGCAAGCAGUCUUGACCAUUAUCUUUUUCGCUUUAUUGGGUGCUACCCCAGUGGCUUACUUUUCUGUUUUCGGUCCUAAAUUAGGUUUAAGACAAAUUUUCUUAUCGAAGUAUCUUAUGGGUAACUAUGCCAUGAGAAUCUUUGCCUUUAUUAAUAUGGUGGCUUGUGUUGGUUGGGGUGCAGUCAAUAUCAUGGCUAGUGCUCAGUUAUUGAACAUUGUUAAUAACGGUGCUUGUCCUCCUUGGGCCGGUUGUCUUAUUUUAAUUAUAUGUACUAUUCUUGUCACCUUUUUCGGUUAUCACGUUAUUCAUGCUUAUGAAAAGUAUUCUUGGAUUCCAAAUGCAAUCAUUUUCCUUAUCAUCAUUGCUAGAAUGUCAAUGAGUGGUAACUUUGAAUUUGGUGAAAUGAAAGGUGGCCCAGUAACCGCUGGUCAUGUCUUGAGUUUUGGUGGUACCGUUUAUGGGUUUGCCACUGGUUGGACUACUUAUGCUUCGGAUUAUACCGUUUACCAAAGAAGAGACUCUAAUCCUUGGAGAAUUUUCUUUGGGAUCUUGAUUGGUUUAUAUACUCCUCUUGUUUUCACUCUUAUCUUGGGUGCUGCUUGUGCCACUGGUACUUUGAAAGAUGCACGUUGGAAUGAAUUAUACCAAGCCAAAUCUAUCAGUGGGUUGGUUUAUGCUAUCCUCGUUGAAAAAUCAUUACACGGAUUUGGGGAAUUCUGUUGUGUUUUAUUAGCUUUAUCAACCGUUGCUAAUAAUAUCCCAAAUAUGUAUUCGGUUUCUUUAAGUGCCCAAGCCCUCUGGUCAAAAUUAGCUAAAAUUCCAAGAGUCUUUUGGACCAUUGUUGGUAACUUUGUUACUUUAGCAAUUUGUAUUCCUGCUUAUUAUGAAUUCGAUUCUGUCAUGGAAAAUUUCAUGAAUUUAAUUGGUUACUACUUGGCCAUUUAUCAAGCAAUGUGUCUCCUGGAACAUUUGAUUUGGAAUAGAGGUAACUUUGCCGCUUACGAUUAUGAAAACUUCCAAGAUAAAACCAAGUACCCCGUUGGUAUUGCUGGGAUCUUUGGUUUCUGCUGUGGUGUUGCCGGGGUGGUUAUUGGUAUGGAUCAAACCUGGUACGCCGGUGUUAUUGGUAGAAGAAUCGGUGAAGGUGGUGAAAUUGGUUUCGAGUUGGCCUUUGGCUUUGCCUUUAUUGGUUUUAACUUGGUUAGACCUUUGGAAAAGAAAUAUAUUGGCCGUUAAU
Hyphopichia burtonii NRRL Y-1933 is the source of this 1559-nucleotide messenger RNA. It is a transcript of the gene FCY21, whose product is annotated as purine-cytosine permease. Gene Ontology annotation, biological process: transmembrane transport; cytosine transport. Lineage: Eukaryota; Fungi; Ascomycota; Pichiomycetes; Serinales; Debaryomycetaceae. Gene Ontology annotation, molecular function: nucleobase transmembrane transporter activity. The record is from RefSeq and is a predicted model, not a curated record. Gene Ontology annotation, cellular component: plasma membrane; fungal-type vacuole membrane. Bases 8 to 1558 code for a protein of 516 amino acids. The transcript has a single exon.